This is a messenger RNA of Blepharisma stoltei, 699 nucleotides long. NCBI's taxonomy places the organism in Eukaryota, Ciliophora, Heterotrichea, Heterotrichida, Blepharismidae. The record is from the annotation of a GenBank genome assembly.
AUGAUAAAAAAUCUUCAAAUUCCAAUUAUUAAAACCCCUGCAUACACUUUUAUCUUAUGAAAACAUACUUUAAAAAGAGGAAUUAGUCAGCUUUGUGUGACAAGAAAAAUCAAAAUCAUUGCAACUUCAACAAUUCAAAAGAAUUGGCGAAGAUUUUUGAAGCAAAAAGAAUAUAACCUCCUCAAGCUUUCCACAUCAGUAAUAAAAGACUAUUGGCUGCAUGUGAGGCCUGAAAGAAAAAAUUUCAAAAAGGCCCAGUUUUUAUCAAGAUUUUUAUAUAGAUAUGCAAAGAUCUCAUAUAGGAAAAAAACUAGGUCAGCUACCAUCAUUCAAAAAUGAUAUAAGAGAUUUAUAACAAUGAAAAAAUAUCAGCCAGCUAUUCAAGAAAAAUUGAGAGCAAAGAAGCAUAGAGAUAUGAUGAGGAAGCAGCAAACUUUAGUCCAAGAAAGAAAUAGAAAGAAACAAGCUGCAAGAAGAAUAGAACAGUAAAAUAUAUUUAGGGGGUGGCUUGAUUAUAUGAAUAAGAAAAGGAUGAGAGAUAUAAGGAAGUAUCUUUGGAGCCUUCCUUACGAAUGCAGAUUGCUAUACCUCAAAUUCAAGCAAGUAAAGCAAGACGCAGAUAUGCUUAAAGCGGACGUUGAGCAAAUGAUUGCAAAUAAGCAAGGAAGUAUUGCAUCAAAUGUCCCGGCCACGGAAUAA